AGUUGUUGGAGCUCCGAGUUGUCGUUGGGGAGCGACAGCAAGGUCCAGUCAGUCACGGCCGCUACCCUGUGAACAGAUUCUAGUGAAUCCGGGGUAUGUCACGAUAAUUUCAUACCAGAGCUACCUACCCAGCUGUUGAACCCCCCCAGAACAGCCGCAACAAUGGGCGCAGGUCAAUCCAAAACCGACGAGUCCACCAAGCAUGUUUUCGCCAGUGAUACACCAAUUCAAUUUUCUCAAGAGCUGAUAGACUCCCUCCAAGCAUCUUCGGAAACAAACUCGACACGCGCAAAAACACUAGAGCUGCACAUCGCACAACGCGUCGCCACGGAGCUAGAAAAGAUCCGCAAUCACGAAGCUUCAGUCCUCGAGGAGGCACGGAAGAAGAUUGCCGCCAGCGGAGAGACGGCCUCAGACUCGACAUCGUCAGACUCGUCGCUCCUUCAACUCUCGCCGAUAUCUCCGAAAGACCUUCUUCCGGGCUCUGACAGUGACGCGGAAAAGAGAGCCCCAACAAGCCAGAAAGUGCAACAAGAAAUCGAGAAAUUGAAGCAGACGCUGGGACAGCGAAAAUCAUUAAGAGAGGUGCCGAAAGAGGUGGAGAAUGCGAGACAAGAUGUCAUCUCCUGCCUACGGAUAAACGACCGGAAACCGCUCGACUGCUGGAAGGAGGUAGAGAUCUUCAAGCGGGAAGUACGGAAGAUGGAGGAGAACUACGUCUCAUCUGUACUGUAAAGCUAUGUCUCCGUUCCGGGAAGCUUGUAUUCCGCUCGAGGCUUCAACCCAGUGUAUAUAGUUAAAACAGGGUACGGGUACCACAUGCGAAUGGAAUAAAAAUGAUUGCAAUGAACCCUAGGGUUCCGUCCAAA
This is a messenger RNA of Cladophialophora immunda, 869 nucleotides long. RefSeq lists its product as uncharacterized. The transcript is spliced from 4 exons. The coding region runs from base 163 to 735 and encodes 190 amino acids. Lineage: Eukaryota; Fungi; Ascomycota; Eurotiomycetes; Chaetothyriales; Herpotrichiellaceae. The record is from RefSeq and is a predicted model, not a curated record.